Hibiscus syriacus is the source of this 1155-nucleotide messenger RNA. Its product is annotated as heterogeneous nuclear ribonucleoprotein F-like. Lineage: Eukaryota; Viridiplantae; Streptophyta; Magnoliopsida; Malvales; Malvaceae. Gene Ontology annotation, molecular function: RNA binding. The record is from RefSeq and is a predicted model, not a curated record. The coding region runs from base 122 to 913 and encodes 263 amino acids. The transcript has 2 exons. Gene Ontology annotation, cellular component: ribonucleoprotein complex.
UUUGGAGAAUUCUGGCUGCCCAUUUUCUUAUUUUGUUUGCGAAGCGUUCUGUGAUCAGCUGUGAAAUUUUCUGCAAUUUUCUCUAACAAAUCGAAGAUCUAGAACCACCUCGAACGACGCUAUGUACGGUUCCAGAGGGGCAAUGUUGGGAAGAGGGGGGGUUUCGGACGGGUACGAGGUCGGCACAAAGAGACAAAGAAUGAUGGGAUCAACUCCCUACUUCGCAGUGAACAGCGGCAUGGGUGGCUAUCAACCUUACGGUUAUGGUGGUGGUUACCAGCCACCUGCCUUUCCCGUGGUCCGUCUGAGGGGUCUUCCUUUCAACUGCACUGAUAUCGACAUUUUCAAAUUCUUUGCCGGACUGGACAUUGUCGACGUUUUGCUGGUCAACAAGAAUGGAAGGUUCUCUGGAGAGGCCUUUGUCGUAUUUGCCUCGUCCAUGCAGGUGGAGUUUGCUUUGCAAAGAGAUCGACAAAACAUGGGACGCCGCUACGUGGAAGUUUUCCGGUGCAAGAGGCAGGACUAUUACCAUGCCGUGGCUGUGGAGGUGAAUUAUGAAGGAAUCUACGACAGUGAUUUCCACGGAAGCCCCCCACCGUCUCGAGCAAAAAGAUUCAACGAUAAGGACCAGAUGGAGUACACAGAGUUACUCAAGCUGCGCGGUCUUCCCUUCUCGGUGAAGAAAUCCGAAAUCAUUGAAUUCUUCGGAGAUUUCAAGAUCAUCGAGGGUCGGAUACAAAUCGCAUACCGCCCCGACGGAAAAGCUACUGGAGAGGCAUAUGUGGAGUUUGCUUCUGUUGAUGAGGCAAAAAGAGCCAUGUGCAAGGAUAAGAUGACAAUAGGGUCUCGGUAUGUGGAAUUGUUUCCCUCAACACCGGACGAAGCUCGGCGUGAAUCUAGAUCGAGGCAGUGAAGAGGUGUGGCAUUCUAGCCAGAGAUGCAAGUCCCCCAGAUUUAGAGGGGUGGUCUUCCUACCUGUGUCUCCUCAUAUAUCAUCUCCUAAUCCCCCAUUAGGUUAAAUAUGAUUAGUAUGUUGAUGUACUUUCUUAGAUAUUUGAACUUAGAUAUUUGAAUUUUUGGUUUUAAGGAUAUAAAAAGUAUUCUUAUCUUUGAAAUACUUUAUUUAUUUAUUGUAUAAUUAUUCUUUUUGAUAAA